This is a messenger RNA of Paramuricea clavata, 201 nucleotides long. NCBI's taxonomy places the organism in Eukaryota, Metazoa, Cnidaria, Anthozoa, Malacalcyonacea, Plexauridae. The record is from the annotation of a GenBank genome assembly.
AUGGGCAUGAUAAAGAUCCUUGAUUCCGACCAAAAACGCCGAGUAAAUGUAGUAACAGCUAGAUGCGACCCUUUGUUACAAGAGUUUAGUGAUGUCUUUGAAAGUCUUGGAAAGCUCGAAGUGCAAUACACGAUUGUCACAGAUCCAUCCGCCUCGCCGUUUGCCAGUCGCAUUAAUCGAUCAAGUCCAAGAAAAGCUUGA